AUGGGCGCCACUUGGAGGCCGAAGUGUGAAGCCAUGGCCUUUGAAGACCCUUUUCCUUUAUCAUGCCAUCUUUCUCCUCUCCAUUGUAGAACCGACAAUUAUUCUGCGUUGGAUUGGAACUGCAAUUUUGGGUUUCCGGACAGCUUUUUUGACGUUGUUCCUUUGCUUGAGAGUUGCACAAAUAAUGACUCGUUUUUCGACCCCAAGGACAUAGAUCCUAUUAGCAGUUUUAUAUCAGAAGAUGGGGGCGUUGGGAUUUGGAGUGAAUUGGAGAGUGAAGCAUUUGGGGUUGAGGAAGGAGGCGGAGAAAAUGGUAAUGGAGGGAUGGGAAACGAGGGGACGAUGAUGAGGAAGGCCAAAAGAAAGUGCUGCAGAGAAACGAGCAAUGGCAGUGGCAGUGGCAGUGCAUCAACAAAAACGUUGUCAAGAGAAGCAAUAUCGGAGUACUUCUACAUGCCCAUAACUCAGGCGGCAAAACAGCUCAAUGUCGGACUCACUCUGUUGAAGAAGAGAUGCAGAGAAUUGGGUAUAAGAAGAUGGCCUCAUAGGAAGCUCAUGAGCCUGCAGACCCUAAUCAAGAACGUCAAGGAGCUUCAAAAGGAAGAUGGAGAUCAGGGAGUGAAUAAAUUGAGCAAUGUAUUGAAGAUAUUAGAGAAUGAGAAGAAAUUAAUGGAGGAGAGACCAGAUUUGCAGUUGGAGGACAAUACAAAGAGGCUUAGACAAGCCUGCUUCAAGGCCAACUACAAGAAAAGAAAGCUUUCUGGAACCAACAAUGGCUCCCAGUAUUUCUCCAUUAAUGGUGGAAUGAUUUGCAGAGAUGAUCAAGAACAGGGGGAGGAGGAGGAGGACGACGACGAAGACGAUGAAGAAAUAAAAUAUCUGUUGAUGGAACCAUUCUACGCAAACAACAUAAAUGUAAAGUUUGAAUCCUAGGAAACAUCGUUUGAGAUCUACCCUUCUAGGGGUGGGUGGGAACCAAGACAGAGAACUCCACAAAAGUGAAAAUUUCUAACCACUACCUUCCUUUAGCUCAUGUUCCAAAAUGAAAGGAUAAAAGAGUUCCUAAUCCAAAACCCAGCUUCAAAAACAGAGAACUGAGCUUCCAGAAACGAUUGUAUAAACAAAAUCACGCAAAAGUCAGUCAGAUCCAUAGCAUUUGAAACCAACAGAAACAAAUGGAUCUAUGAUAAAUAAUGAAUCAACAUUCCACCCAAAACAGAGUUCACUCCCGAGGAAGUGAAAAACAAACAAACAAACAAACAAAGGAGAAAGAGAAA
Molecule: messenger RNA, 1277 nt
Organism: Cucurbita pepo subsp. pepo (vegetable marrow)
Lineage: Eukaryota; Viridiplantae; Streptophyta; Magnoliopsida; Cucurbitales; Cucurbitaceae
Source: RefSeq, a predicted model, not a curated record